Molecule: messenger RNA, 1212 nt
Organism: Mugil cephalus (flathead mullet)
Lineage: Eukaryota; Metazoa; Chordata; Actinopteri; Mugiliformes; Mugilidae
Exons: 5
Coding region: 143-454 (103 amino acids)
Source: RefSeq, a predicted model, not a curated record
GCAAUCUAUCUAUCGAAGCGCAACGCACGACUCUAAAAGAGGCACGUGAAUGCAGCACGACAGGCGCGACUCUCUCAGCUGUGAUCGAGGGGGGAAGACACAUGAGCUGAUGAAGUCCGGCCGCUGAGCCUCAGAAACGGGGAUGGAGACGAAACACGACAGCAGUACUUUCUACAAUCCUGGGAACGGCUCGAAGAUGGUUGACCCAGAUCUCAGAGUCCAGCUUUUACACAUUGAUCAGCAGAGAAACGUUUCGACUGCAGCCGUCACCCAUCCCUCCUCAGAGGACUCUAUAGUCGCCCCCAAUGGAAUCAUCCCUGGUUUAAUUGCAGCCACAGUUUUCAUCACCUUUUUACUUGCUCUCUACGCCGUUCUGUGGAAGUGCAUGGUGUCACCACCACGACGAAAACACAGCAAGCUGAGGGUGAGGGUACAUCCGGGAACUUCUGUGUGAAGAGGCUGGAAAUCAUUCAGCGAGUCAUUUCCGAUCUUAAAGGCGGGGGCAAAUAAAAUCUGGGAGCAGACUUUGCUCUCUGAUGGAGAUCACCCUUAAUGGAUCCAAAGAUCAAACUACACAAAAAAAAAAAAAAAAAAAAAAACUGACUCGGCUCAGUGGAUGUACCGCAGCUCUCCUGCCCCCUAUGUGCGACACUGUUUGACAGGUCAGACUGUGUUGCCUUAUUAUGUUUUUUGUUUUUUUUUCUGUAAAUUGCACACUACUGAGGGGCGACUCAGGCCAAGGCUCGCCCCAGCGACCAGUAAGCUGUCUGUAUGUUUGUCUGAAGAGAUGGAGAGAUUAUAGUAUUGUUUGUGUAUUUAAUGUAGAUAAUUUAUCUUUUUUUUUUUUUUUUUUUUUUUUUAAAUACAAGUACCAAUGUACAGCUACAUUUUGAGCACUUCUCAUAGAAUGUCCAUAUAAUAUAGUCACUACCAUGUCCAUGCUCAUCAACCUUUUUUAUUUUCGUCCUAAAGCUGCCGGUGACAAUGAUCCUAGCACCUCCACUCAAGACGGCAUUAAAUGUGGAAAACCUAAUUUUUAUUAUGGUUUUUAUUUAAAAUCUCAGAGUUAUUCCCUUUUAUCUGUUUUGUAACUACUGUAUGUUUUUUUUUGUUUGUUUUUUUUUUUUGGACACUAUAAUAACUUAAUUAUUUUUUUUUUUUUUUACAUUUAGUGAAUAUUAAUAAAUGCAAAGCUUUUCCUGCAGCUCACAA